Molecule: messenger RNA, 789 nt
Organism: Sphenostylis stenocarpa
Lineage: Eukaryota; Viridiplantae; Streptophyta; Magnoliopsida; Fabales; Fabaceae
Source: the annotation of a GenBank genome assembly
AUGAAACAACACUUUGAUCUUGAAGUGGUGGCCUCAGCAGAAUAUGAAUCUGAAAUUAGCAGCCAGGUUGCUUCCAACAUAUCUAUUCAAGAAACCUAUGCAGGUCCUUGCAGCAACAACCUUACCAACAACUCUUCCAAUGUCACAAAACCAAUAGAACCUCAUCUCCAAUCAGAUGCUAUCUCCCUCGACUUAACUCUCAACUUCAACAACAAUGACUUGGUGGUUGGAGAUUCGAGAGGACUCUCAUUCUCAAGCACUACAAGUGAGAGCAGAAACGAUCCUCCCUCUCAGAGUACUCACUCUCAAACCAUGCCACGAGUCUUCUCUUGCAAUUAUUGUAAGCGCAAGUUUUUCAGCUCUCAGGCUCUUGGUGGCCACCAGAAUGCACACAAGAGAGAAAGAACAUUAGCAAAGAGAGCCUUGCGGAUGGGUUUUUUCUCCGAGAGGUAUGCAGGUCUAGCAUCUCUCCCUCUUCAUGGUUCUUUCAGGUCCUUAGGGAUAAAGGCACACUCUUCUCUGCACCAUGGCUUUUCACCUACAACGAGGCCUCCUGAGAUGAAAAGCAGUGCAAGAUUUGAGCAAGGAUAUAUUGGUUUUCCAAUAUUCUUGGAGGAGGAUGAGGCAGAACUCUUGUGGCAAGGUAGUUACCAUCAGGUUCCCUCUAAGGGAAGCCAUACUCAUCAGAAUUUCACACUGAGUGGAAGCUCAAAUUUGAGUUUUAUUGGGGUGAAUCAUCCAACUGUUGAGAUAGAGAACUCAACACCUGAGUUGACAUUGAAACUUUGA